Molecule: messenger RNA, 1653 nt
Organism: Aspergillus pseudotamarii
Lineage: Eukaryota; Fungi; Ascomycota; Eurotiomycetes; Eurotiales; Aspergillaceae
Product: putative DnaJ domain protein
Exons: 2
Coding region: 350-1612 (420 amino acids)
Biological process (GO): protein refolding
Cellular component (GO): cytoplasm
Molecular function (GO): Hsp70 protein binding
Source: RefSeq, a predicted model, not a curated record
AUCCGGCCCGGUUGAACCAUUCGCCGUGUUGCGGCCACCUAAUCGACAAGCUAUGGUGUAUUUGGGUUGACAGCUUUAUUUAGUUCAGGACAGCAACACAGAUCCAACCCCACCACACGCUUCUUGAGGUCUUUGCUGAUCUCAAGGCAUAGUCUACGUUUACUUUAUGGACUGUUCGAGCCUGCUCUCAUAAUUCAGAAAGCAAGAAAUUAGCGAAAUAACCACUCUCGCCUCUUAUCUACUUUUAAGAUACCCGCAAGUCGACAAGGCGCACCUCGAUUGCAGCGAUAACGCCGCCAACUGAUUAUCACCAGACUCACACGAGCUGCGCGAACGCAGCUCGUAGAAGAUGCUAUCCACAAUGCGCCUAGCUUGCCUUUUUCUCGUCAUUGCACUAUGCCUGGUGCAGUUGGUGCUGGCGGCAGAAGACUAUUACAAAACUCUAGGUUUAGACAAAUCGGCUUCAGAAAGGGAUAUUAAAAGGGCAUAUCGAACCUUGAGCAAGAAAUAUCAUCCUGAUAAGAAUCCAGGCGACGAGAACGCACGCGAGAAAUUCGUUGAAAUUGCAGAGGCAUAUGACGUACUUUCUACAUCCACCACGCGCAAGAUCUACGAUCAGUAUGGACAUGAAGGAGUGGAACAGCAUCGACAGGGUGGCAAUGCGGGGCGACAGGCACACGAUCCCUUCGACUUGUUUUCGCGGUUUUUCGGCGGCGGCGGACACUUCGGACAUGCGCCGGGACAUCGGAGGGGACCGGACAUGGAAUACAAGAUUGGGUUGCCGCUGCGCGAUUUCUAUAAUGGCAGGGAGGUCACUAUUAUGUUAGAGAAACAGCAGAUCUGCGAUGCGUGCGAGGGUACGGGGUCGGCAGAUCGUGAGGUUAUCACCUGUGAUCGGUGCGCGGGGCAUGGAAGGGUCAUCCAGAAGCAUAUGCUGGCACCCGGAAUGUUUCAGCAAGUGCAAAUGACCUGUGAUAAGUGUGGUGGACAAGGGAAGAUGAUCAAGAAGCCCUGUCACGUAUGUCACGGACAACGGGUUGUUCGCAAGGAGGUGGAAACAGCGUUUACUGUAGAGCCUGGAAUGGGGAAGGGGUCACGGAUUGUAUUUGAAAAUGAGGCCGACGAGAGUCCCGACUAUAUUGCUGGCGAUCUGGUGCUGAUUUUGGAUGAGCGGGAACCCGAGGCGAGCGAUUACCAGUGGCAGACGGACGGCACCUUCUUCCGAAGGAAGGGUAAGGACCUGUUCUGGAGGGAAGCGCUAUCACUGCGGGAGGCAUGGAUGGGUGAGUGGACCCGCAAUAUCACUCACCUGGAUGGGCACAUCGUCCAGCUUGGACGCAAACGCGGUGAGGUCGUGCAACCCUUGUCUGUGGAAACAGUUAAGGGUGAGGGCAUGCCAUUUUACUCGGACGGUCAUCUCCAUGAAAGUCACGACCAAGAUGAGGAGCCGGGCAAUCUGUAUGUGGAGUAUAGUGUGAUUCUUCCUGAUCAGAUGGAGAGCGGGAUGGAGAAGGAGUUCUUUGCGCUAUGGGAGAAGUGGCGUAAGAAGAACGGGGUUAAUCUGGACAAGGACAGUGGUCGGCCUGAACCAUCAGUGAAGGAUGAGUUAUGAUAUAUUAAUUAAAUACACCGCAUCAAGCUGUCUGGAUGACC